AUGACCGAGCCAGAGGAUGUUGAAGAAGACCUGUUUGCAGAUCUGUAUGAUGUGGAUGAGACCGCGCACCAACCAACUUCAACCGUUGAUGCCCCAGCUGCCUCGGAGCCUAUAGCUUCGGUCCUCCCGACUCAGUCGGCUGGUCUUGCUGCAACACAUGCCUCCGAAGCCUCUCAUAUUGAAACGGAAGACAUUCGCGGUGUACACCAACAGCUCCUACAGGAUGGAGCUCACCAACAUGGCACAGGCAAUUUAGAUUCUGGAUUCGCCAAUAAUAUCACUCCUAUGUCGGGGGAAACAGAGCAUCACGGAACCGGGAUCAAAGAAGAUGGGAAGAUGUUUAUUGGCGGUCUCAACUGGGAAACAACUGACCAAUCCCUAAAGGACUACUUUUCUCAGUUCGGAGAGGUACAGGAAUGCACCGUGAUGCGAGACAGUGCUACAGGUCGCUCUAGAGGCUUUGGUUUCUUAACUUUUAGAGACCCUAAGACCGUCAAUACUGUCAUGGUCAAGGAGCAUUACUUGGAUGGAAAAAUUAUCGAUCCGAAGCGUGCAAUCCCUCGUGACGAACAAGAAAAGACAAGCAAAAUCUUCGUUGGUGGCGUUAGCCAAGAAGCUAAUGAACAAGACUUCAAACAAUUUUUCAUGCAAUUUGGUCGUGUGAUCGAUGCUACUUUGAUGAUCGACAAGGACACUGGUCGGCCUCGCGGCUUUGGCUUUGUGACAUUUGACAGUGAGGCUGCUGUUGAAGCAGCACUCUCGCGUCCUUUAGAGAUUCUCGGUAAGCCUAUUGAGGUUAAGAAGGCUCAACCGCGUGGUAAUCUGCGGGACGAAGAGGAUCGUAGGAACCGCCGUGGCAGAGACGGUUUCCGCGAGGGAAGUCAAAUUGGCAGCGAUGGUUCUCAGCAACAAGGCUCUCAAGGGCCGGCUGGCAUGCCUGGUGGCUUGACUCCACAAAUGAUGGCGCAGUAUUGGCAACGGAUGCAGCAGUAUUUUGCUUUAAUGCAGCAACAGAUGGCCGUUGCCGCUCAGGGCCAAGGCAUCGGCGCAAUGGGCAUGGGUGGAAUGAACCCGGCUAUGAUGCAACAGAUGCAGAUGAAGCAGAUGCAACAGAUGCAAAUGAGCAAUAAUCAACAACAGGGAAGCAUGAGUCCUCCAUCGCAGAGUCAGACCCCUCAAAUGCAGAAUAUGAUGAAUCCUACCCUUAUGCAGCAGAUGCAGCAGAUGCAAAACCAAGGUCAAGGAGGACAGAUGGGGAAUGCUAUGAACAUAGGGGGCAGUAGUCCUGGAAACGUGAACAUGAGUGGAAAUUAUUCAGGACCUCGUGGAGGCCCAGGCUACAACGCUCAUGAGCAGAUUGCCUUUGAACAACAGAAGUAUGAACAGCAGCAGGCUCGUCGGGCCAUGGAAAACCGGGCGUUCUCUCCCUAUCAACAGGGCGGUCCAACUUCCUGGGAAGGUAUGUACGAUGAAGUGCCCCAGCCCAACAUCCCCACGGGACCGCAAGCCAUGAACCGAGCUGGCAGUAUGGGACGUGGACCGACGCCUCAGCCUCAGAGUGCCGCACCAGCCAACGCUCCAACUGGGCCCAAGAAUGCUGGGAAACCUGGAGCAAAUUACCGAGGUGGAGGUCGCGGCGGCCAUCGUGGCUUUCAUCCUUAUUCUCGUGGUUGA
Messenger RNA from Aspergillus bombycis, 1674 nucleotides. Its product is annotated as heterogeneous nuclear ribonucleoprotein HRP1. The transcript has 6 exons. The record is from RefSeq and is a predicted model, not a curated record. Gene Ontology annotation, molecular function: RNA binding. The coding region runs from base 1 to 1674 and encodes 557 amino acids. Lineage: Eukaryota; Fungi; Ascomycota; Eurotiomycetes; Eurotiales; Aspergillaceae.